AUGAAAUGUGUUAGUUUUUCGAGUUUUGAACACCCUGGAAGGCUGUCUUUUUCAGUGGCUGAUAUAUUGUUAGAAAGAGCUUUGAGGUGUUACAAUGACUACAACAAGUUCAUCCAUCCGAUCUGCACCGAUGCCAAAUAUUGCGUCAAAGCCGUUUAUCACAACGAUCGUGAUAAAUAUGGUGAUCAUCAUCACCACCACCAUGAGGUCUCCUACUACACUUGCGACACCUUUAAAGAAGCGUACGACUGCACCAUUUACGAAUGUUUCCACUGCAGCGAUGCUGACUACUGCAACGAAGCUGGCAACAAUUUUUCACUCUUCAGUCAAAUUUUCGUCAUUUUCGUUUUCGUCAUGUCGGUCUCGACUUCGAUAACUUUUUAUGCCACUGAAUUUUCAUUGGCGUAA
Messenger RNA from Helobdella robusta, 408 nucleotides. RefSeq lists its product as hypothetical. The transcript has 3 exons. NCBI's taxonomy places the organism in Eukaryota, Metazoa, Annelida, Clitellata, Rhynchobdellida, Glossiphoniidae. Bases 1 to 408 code for a protein of 135 amino acids. The record is from RefSeq and is a predicted model, not a curated record.